Messenger RNA from Brassicogethes aeneus, 1942 nucleotides. The record is from the annotation of a GenBank genome assembly. NCBI's taxonomy places the organism in Eukaryota, Metazoa, Arthropoda, Insecta, Coleoptera, Nitidulidae.
ACCGAAUUGAAAAUGUGUUGAAAAACACCAAAUAAAAAUGAAAUGAAAUGAAAUAAAAAUGAAUAUAAUAGAGUUUUUAAUGUAAAGUAAAAGUAAUUUAGGCGGUAAUUAGUACUUAUUAGUGUAAACCGAAAAUGUUGACCGUAUUCAUAUUAUUUAAUUUCAUAGUACAAGUUUUAUGUGAUAAUUACUCAAGUAUAAAUUUGCCAGAGGAACACCUGCAAUAUUAUUUUAAAAAUUUUCCACAAAUAGCAAGAGAUUGCGAAAAAGACGAAAAUUGCCCAUACAAAGAGCAUUUAAAUAAGAAUAAAUGCUGGGGUUACGAAUAUGGCUGUCCAUUGGAAAACAAAUAUUCCACCCCAUCAUGUCCAGGUGAUCAUAAAGGAUGGGUUAACUCUAAAUUAGAUCAAGUCAAUACAUUUUACACACAGGCAGAUUUUGGUUACAUCAGACAGCAAUUGCGUGAAUUAAAAAUAAUAUGUGAACCAAUGUUUGUUGACGAUAGUUCAUUGGAAUGUUCAGAUCACUUAAGAUUUUGCAGGGGCAGAAAUUUAAUGUUAAAUUUUACCUUGCUUUUGUACAGAGAAGAACCUAUCAGGUAUAAAAUGGAUGUGUUGAAAGAUGGAGAAAUAGGAGGAUAUUGUGAGUUAAAAAAAGAACGGUUAGAUAAAAAUCUAGAUCAUUUAAGUCCUCUGCAAAGCUGGAGUCCUGAAAUCAGGUAUUUUAGUAGGCUCAAUCGUAGACCCAUUGUUGAAGGAGACUGUGAUGUAGUUAUAGAGAAACCUACAUUUAUUAUGAAAAUUGAUGCUACUGUCAAUAUGUAUCAUCAUUUCUGUGAUUUUUUAAACCUAUACGCUUCAAUGCAUUUAAAUGCAACUCAUAGGGAUGCUUUCAGUACAGAUGUGCAGAUUUUGCUGUGGGAAACUUACACAUACAAGUCUGCAUUUCAAGAUACCUGGCAAGCUUUUACAGAUCACCCUGUAUUGGAUCUAAAAGCUUUCAGGGGGGACUCAGUGUGUUUUAAGAAUGUUGUGUUUCCUUUGCUACCGCGAAUGAUUUUUGGGCUUUAUUAUAAUACUCCCUUGAUUUAUGGAUGUGAAGGAAGUGGUCUUUUUGACGCUUUCUCCAAGCACGUCCUACACAGACUGAAAAUCCCGUUUCACAAAAGAACCGACAGCAAAAUAAAAAUAACUUUUAUAUCUCGCGACACGAGAUACCGAAAAGUUAUAAACGAAGACGAAUUGUUGGAAGAAUUAGAGAAAAACGAAGAAUACGACGUGGAAAAAGUCGUUUACAAUAAAAAUGUGCCAUUUAAAACCCAACUUGAAGUCACUAGGAAUAGUGAUAUUUUAAUUGGGAUUCAUGGAGCCGGACUCACACAUCUGUUGUUCUUACCUGAAUGGGCUUCAAUUUUUGAAAUAUAUAAUUGUGAAGACGCUAGCUGUUAUAUGGACUUGGCAAGAUUAAAAGGAGCAAAAUAUUUUACAUGGGAGGAUAGCGCGAAGUUAAUUUCUGAGCAAGAUGGGUCUCAUAAUGGUGGAGCCCAUGCGAAAUUCGCGAAUUAUCGCUUCGAUAAAAACGAAUUUGUUAGAAUAGUUGAUAAAGCUGUUGGACAUGUAAAAAACCAUACCAAAUUCAAGGAAUUGCUGGAUACUUUAAAUACCAGCACUAAAAAAUUAAAAUUUAUUGAGAACAAUGUUAUUCACGAAAAUAACGUUUUCAAAAGUGAGGAAAACUUUGAAAAAAAGCACAUGGAAGAUGUUUUAUUAAGUACUGGAGAGGGGGAAAUUGUUAAUAUUCCCAAUAUGGAUCAUGAUGAAUUAUAAAAAAAUCGUACAAUUUUUAAGUUCAAAAACUAAAAUACUCAUUUUAUAUAUUGGUUAUUAAAUUUUAUAAGAGACUUUAUAUUGGCAACUAAUGUUAUUUUAAUAGUUAUUGUUGG